AUGGCGACACCUCAGAAUAUCUUAAAUCCCAACAGGGUUCAAGAAUACGCCGUGUCCGUCUCAACGUCACCCUCGGCAACUUUCUCGCCACCACCGAGCAGUACCAGCGUCAGCUUUGGUGCUCUGGCUCAUGGACGGACACCAAGGGGGACAGCAAAACAGCUGAAGCCCUUCAACACUACGGACAUCAAGAUUCUGCUGCUCGAGAAUGUGAACCAGAGCGGACAGGACAUCUUGAGGGAACAGGGCUACCAGGUCGAGGCGCACAAGACUUCAUUACCAGAAGACCAGUUGAUCGAGAAGAUCCGCAGUGUGCACGUCAUUGGUAUCAGGUCAAAGACCAAGCUCUCAGAAAAGGUGCUCCGCGAGGCCAAGAAUUUGCUCGUCGUAGGCUGCUUCUGCAUUGGCACCAACCAGGUAGACCUCGAGUACGCGGCGCGCCAUGGAAUUGCUGUCUUCAACUCUCCCUUCGCCAACUCACGCAGUGUGGCAGAGCUGGUCAUAGCCGAAAUCAUCACCCUAGCCAGGCAGCUGGGUGAUCGGUCCAAUGAGAUGCACCGUGGGACUUGGAACAAGGUCAGCGCCAAAUGCUGGGAGAUCCGCGGCAAGACGCUCGGGAUCGUCGGCUACGGUCACAUUGGAUCACAGCUUUCCGUCCUCGCCGAGGCCAUGGGCAUGUCGGUCAUAUACUACGACGUCAUGACGCUCAUGGCGCUGGGCAAGGCAGUCCAGGUGGCCAAGCUGGAGGACCUGCUGCGCGAGUCCGACUUUGUCACGCUGCACGUUCCAGCCACUCCCGAGACCGAGAACAUGAUCUCAAACGUUCAGCUGGACCAGAUGAAGACCGGCGCAUAUCUGAUCAACGCCUCUCGAGGAACGGUGGUGGACAUUCCUGCACUGAUAAAUGCCAUGCGCGCCGGCAAGAUCGCGGGUGCGGCGCUUGACGUGUACCCGAACGAGCCGGCGGCCAACGGAGACUACUUCAACAACCAACUCAACACCUGGGGUGAGGACCUUCGCACCUUGAACAACAUCAUCCUGACCCCACAUAUCGGUGGCAGCACCGAGGAAGCCCAGCGGGCGAUUGGUGUCGAGGUUGCCGACGCGCUGGUGCGGUAUAUCAACCAGGGAGUGACGCUCGGCAGCGUCAAUCUGCCCGAGUGCAACCUCCGUUCGCUGACGCUCGAGGAGCCCAACCACGCCCGCAUCAUCUACAUCCAUCGCAACGUGCCUGGUGUGUUGCGCAAGGUGAACGAAAUCCUCGGCGAACACAACGUCGACAAGCAGAUUUCCGACAGCAGGGGCGAUGUCGCCUACCUGAUGGCGGAUAUCAGCGAAGUCAAGGAGGGAGACAUCAAGCAAAUCCACGAUGCCCUGGAGUCGCUGAGCUCGCGUAUAAUUACCCGUGUUUUGUUUUGA
This is a messenger RNA of Pyricularia pennisetigena, 1419 nucleotides long. RefSeq lists its product as uncharacterized. Bases 1 to 1419 code for a protein of 472 amino acids. Gene Ontology annotation, molecular function: oxidoreductase activity, acting on the CH-OH group of donors, NAD or NADP as acceptor; NAD binding. NCBI's taxonomy places the organism in Eukaryota, Fungi, Ascomycota, Sordariomycetes, Magnaporthales, Pyriculariaceae. The record is from RefSeq and is a predicted model, not a curated record. The transcript is spliced from 2 exons.